Exophiala aquamarina CBS 119918 is the source of this 1233-nucleotide messenger RNA. RefSeq lists its product as uncharacterized. NCBI's taxonomy places the organism in Eukaryota, Fungi, Ascomycota, Eurotiomycetes, Chaetothyriales, Herpotrichiellaceae. The record is from RefSeq and is a predicted model, not a curated record. The coding region runs from base 1 to 1233 and encodes 410 amino acids. The transcript has a single exon.
AUGGCGGCACCAGGAGGAAAUGGUGCAAAUGGAGGCCCCCUUGGCCCGGAAGAAGGUUCCUUUCCUCUGGCUGCCCAAAUCCCGCUUGAGGGAUUUCAGCUACCAGAUUUCCCUGCAGAAGCAAACAAACUGAGGGAACUGACUCUGACCGCCGACAUCAAGAUGGACGAGUACCAAACCCUAGUUGGGCCACAACUCGCCGACGCCAUCCACGGUCAACAACCCCUACCCAACCUUCCCAAGUCCAUCACCCACCUCACGUUGGAACUUUUCGGUCUAGGCUUCCCCGGCAACCCCCCGUUCCUCACCCGACUUGCAAGAUCACUGCCGAAUCUCCGCAGCGUGACCUUCUUCAGCUGCCUCAUUGACGGCAUCAGCGAAGACUCCCGGAAAGACGCAGAGAAAUUCUUCGAAGUAGCGACCAACCUCCAAGAGUUGCACAUCAUCGACUCUUUCGCGCGCCCUGGCUUCUUCAAAACGGUGGGGAAUUUCUUCGAGGAGCGGACCAAGAACAAGGCCACAAGUGACAAGACUGUUGGCCUGAAGGUUGUGGAUGCUAGCUAUACCUUCCGUGGCCACGAGGAUAGCGAUUUCCUAGCCAGAAUUCAGGGCGAAGAACUCAGCGGGCUGAUUGUGAAAGGUAUCGUCGGCGCCAGCUUUUCAUUCGUACCCGUGACCGAGGAUGAGCUGGCCGAAGCCACCAAAGACGCAGACGGCAAGGAAACGACAGAGAAGCCGGCUGAGGGUGUUCUUCCCUUCGCGAGCGAUGGCCGCGCCCCGACCGCGGUGAAGAAACGUUUCGAGAAUCUCAGCGCCGAUGACUCUCUGUCCAGCUUGCGCGUGUUGAACCUCAGCAUGUGGACCCUGCGCGCAACCGACGUCGGCAACCUACUAUACACGAGUGCGGGAGGCGGGCCAGGCGGCCUUGUCGACCUCACUGCCAGUAUUCUCCUCGAAGAAGGCUGGUUCGACAAGCUGGUCGCCGGCUUUGAGCACAAGGGCGUGGGGGCGGCAUUAGAAGGCCUCGAGAUUGUCGGGGUACCGGUCAAAGGCAAAGAGGAAGGCGAAGACUGGCAACAUGGAGCCAUCAGCCUCGUAUCGCAAGAUGACUUGAAGAAACUCGAGACCGCUGCCCCCAAACUGGCCAAGUUCGAGAUGAAUGUCCUCAAGGUCAAAAGCGGGCCGAAUGUUGCUUUCCUCAAGGAUGAAGGUGGAAAGUGGGUAGCUAGGUGA